GCUGGCACUCUCUGCUUGCUUCCCCCCGAGCGGAGCUGCGGGGCCGGGCCGGGCCGGGGCGGACCCCGGGAUCCCGGACGCGGCCGCCCGGGCCCGCGGGCGGGGGGGUUGGCAGGGGACCCGCGUGGGCACCGCCGCCAUGGAGUUCAGGCAGGAGGAGUUUCGGAAGCUGGCGGGGCGCGCCCUGGGGAGGCUGCACCGGCUGCUGGAGAAGCGUCAGGAAGGCGCCGAGACUCUGGAGCUGAGCGCCGACGGGCGCCCGGUGACCACGCACGCGCGGGACCCGCCUGUGGUGGACUGCACCUGCUUUGGCCUCCCUCGGCGCUAUAUCAUUGCCAUCAUGAGUGGUCUGGGUUUCUGCAUCAGCUUCGGCAUCCGCUGCAACCUGGGCGUGGCCAUCGUGUCCAUGGUCAACAACAGCACGACCCACCGUGGGGGCCACGUGGUGGUGCAGGAAGCCCAGUUCAACUGGGACCCGGAGACUGUCGGCCUCAUACAUGGCUCCUUUUUCUGGGGCUACAUUGUCACUCAGAUUCCUGGAGGAUUUAUCUGCCAGAAAUUCGCAGCCAACAGGGUCUUUGGCUUCGCCAUUGUGGCCACCUCCACCCUAAACAUGUUGAUCCCCUCAGCAGCCCGUGUCCACUACGGCUGUGUCAUUUUCGUGAGGAUCCUGCAGGGACUGGUGGAGGGGGUCACAUACCCUGCGUGCCACGGCAUCUGGAGCAAAUGGGCCCCUCCCUUAGAACGGAGCCGGCUGGCGACCACAGCCUUUUGCGGUUCCUAUGCUGGGGCAGUGGUCGCCAUGCCCCUGGCUGGAGUCCUGGUGCAGUACUCAGGAUGGAGCUCUGUCUUCUAUGUCUAUGGCAGCUUUGGGAUCUUUUGGUACCUGUUCUGGUUGCUCGUCUCCUACGAGUCACCUGCACUGCACCCUAGCAUCUCAGAAGAGGAGCGCAAAUACAUCGAGGAUGCCAUCGGAGAGAGCGCCAAGCUCAUGAACCCUGUUACGAAGUUUAACACACCCUGGAGACGCUUCUUCACAUCCAUGCCAGUCUAUGCCAUCAUUGUGGCCAACUUUUGCCGAAGCUGGACCUUCUACCUGCUCCUCAUUUCCCAGCCUGCCUACUUUGAAGAAGUGUUCGGUUUUGAGAUCAGCAAGGUGGGCCUGGUAUCAGCACUGCCUCACCUGGUCAUGACCAUCAUCGUGCCCAUCGGAGGCCAGAUCGCCGACUUUCUGCGCAGUCGCCGCAUAAUGUCCACCACCAAUGUGCGAAAGUUGAUGAACUGUGGAGGAUUCGGGAUGGAAGCCACGCUGCUGUUGGUGGUAGGAUACUCACACUCCAAAGGUGUGGCCAUCUCCUUCCUCGUCCUGGCUGUGGGCUUCAGCGGCUUUGCCAUCUCUGGGUUCAACGUGAACCACUUGGACAUCGCCCCGCGAUAUGCCAGCAUCUUGAUGGGCAUCUCCAAUGGCGUGGGCACACUGUCUGGGAUGGUGUGUCCAAUCAUCGUGGGUGCAAUGACCAAGCACAAGACUCGGGAGGAGUGGCAGUACGUGUUCCUCAUCGCCUCCCUGGUGCACUACGGGGGUGUCAUCUUCUACGGGGUGUUUGCCUCGGGAGAGAAGCAGCCGUGGGCGGAGCCGGAGGAGACGAGCGAGGAGAAGUGUGGUUUCGUAGGCCAUGACCAGCUGGCUGGGAGUGACGAAAGUGACACAGAAGACGAGGCUGAGCCCCCGGGGGCCCCCCCUGCCCCUGCCUCCUACGGGGCCACACUCAGCACAGCUCAGCCUCCCAGGCCCCCGCCCCCCGUCCGGGACUACUGA
Molecule: messenger RNA, 1819 nt
Organism: Phodopus roborovskii (desert hamster)
Lineage: Eukaryota; Metazoa; Chordata; Mammalia; Rodentia; Cricetidae
Gene: Slc17a7
Product: solute carrier family 17 member 7
Exons: 12
Coding region: 140-1819 (559 amino acids)
Biological process (GO): monoatomic anion transport; synaptic transmission, glutamatergic; transmembrane transport
Cellular component (GO): excitatory synapse; synaptic vesicle membrane
Molecular function (GO): L-glutamate transmembrane transporter activity; neurotransmitter transmembrane transporter activity
Source: RefSeq, a predicted model, not a curated record